Molecule: messenger RNA, 737 nt
Organism: Gavialis gangeticus (Gharial)
Lineage: Eukaryota; Metazoa; Chordata; Crocodylia; Gavialidae
Product: pro-neuregulin-3, membrane-bound isoform-like
Exons: 2
Coding region: 99-737 (212 amino acids)
Biological process (GO): nervous system development; animal organ development; intracellular signal transduction
Molecular function (GO): chemorepellent activity
Source: RefSeq, a predicted model, not a curated record
AGCUGCGAUGUAGCGACUGCAUCGUGUGGAACCGGCAGCAGACGUGGCUGUGCGUGGUGCCGCUCUUCAUCGGCUUCAUCGGCCUGGGGCUCAGCCUCAUGCUGCUCAAGUGGAUCGUGGUGGGCUCGGUCAAGGAUUACGUCCCCAACGAGCUGAUGGAUUCCAAAGGGAUCGGGCAGGACCCUUUCUUCCUUUCCAAGCCGACCACCCCACCCAAGAGCAUGGAGACCACCACGGCCGCCGCCGCCACCUCAAGGACACCCAACCGGAUCAGCACCCGCUUAACCACCAUGACCAGGGCGCCCACCCGCUUCCCGGGCACCCGGGUGCCCAUGCGGGCCAGCCCGAGAUCCACCACUGUGCGGCACACAGCGGCCCCCCCGACUGUCCUCUCCACCACUGUUCCCUUCAGCACCACCAUCCUGACCUCCCGCCCGCUGCCCGGGACCCCCAGCACCCCGCCGGUGCCCAUCUGGCCCACUGCGGCAUACGCUACCUCCUCCUAUAAGAUCUAUGUCCACGAUUCUGCUCCGUCCUGGACCUUAUCUCCCUUCCAGGAGUCCACCACCACCGCGCCAGAAACUAGCACUACCCCCAAAUCCCACACCACAACAUAUUCCACUGAGCGAUCUGAGCACUUUAAGCCAUGCAAAGACAAGGAUCUUGCAUACUGUCUCAAUGAUGGAGAAUGCUUUGUGAUUGAAACUUUAACAGGAUCACACAAACACUGCCGGUAA